Messenger RNA from Spodoptera littoralis (African cotton leafworm), 6263 nucleotides. The record is from the annotation of a GenBank genome assembly. NCBI's taxonomy places the organism in Eukaryota, Metazoa, Arthropoda, Insecta, Lepidoptera, Noctuidae.
UGUACUGUGCAUGAAAGAUUUUAAUCGACACUGGGCACUGGAAUUUUUUGAACCUUGGAUAUUCUAUUCAUAUUUUGAAGUAAACCCUCGUCCCAUAGACUCUCCAGGAGAGAGGAAAGAAAGUGGACAAUUCAUUUUAAAUACGACAAAGAAAAUGGUAAAAAGCGCCAAGGCGCAAUUAUUAAAGAUUUUAUUUUCUUGCAGUUCAUUCUAUAUUUGGUUCUCCCAGUCUCACUCAAGUUUUCUGCUUUGGAAAAUUGGAAAUAAACAUAACAAGAAACCUACAAUAUUCGUUUUUCUAUAAUGGUAACACCAUUAUUUUUGUCCUUGUUCUUGUUGCCAAAAACGCUCACUAAAAUUUUGGAAAAAUCCUCCAUUGAAUACUCACAAUCAGCCCCAGUUUAUUUUUGAAAAUUGUUUCAUUAAUAAGCUGAAGUUCUGUUGCGUUGCUAUAUUGCUUUUCAACUUUGCUUUAAGUACAUUGUAGAUUAUUGUUUUCAUCGUAAGAAGCAGCAAUGGAAGAUAAUUCCUCGAGCGAUGACGAAAUUCCUUCCUCAUCUACUGGACCCAAGUCUGGAGGAAAAAAAAUAAAACUUAACGAUGGAAGUUCGCAAGAUAGUGUCAAGGAAACUGUUGUGUCGGAGAGUAAAGAUGAGAAUGUGGACAGUGGAGUGUCGGCGGAUAAGUCCGAGAGCACUAGUAGCGACGACCGUGCUGAGCGUGCUGAGGGUGCUCCAGCACCGGUGCAGGGCCCAUCGAACGAGGAGGUGAUCGUAGCGCCUUCCAGCAGUAAUGUCCGUGCGAUCCUAUUGAAUAUUAAACGCCCUAAGUGGAGUAGAAACUACAGGAAACGCAAGACGCCUGGCAGAGAUUCAGACAGUGACUCUUCAAGGGAUUCUGAUGAUUUAUCUGUAGAUGAGACUACCCCUUCAGGAGCUAAUGAUACUUCUAAUACCAACACAAACUCUGAAACAGAGAGUGAACAUGAUAUUAGGAGGUUGGCUGACUUCCUGACUCCUGAGUCUGAUAUGAGUUGUCACAGUAAUAGUGCUUCAUCAAGUUCUUCAGAUACUCCUGGGAGCUUUGCUUCGGACAAUAUUUUGGGGAUUCCAUCCGGAGACUCUGACACUGAUGAUGAGGCUCCUGCAAAUCGGACUUUGGAAAAUGAGGCCACCGAAGACGCUGACGCCGCAAUACCUCCUGUGUUACUCAAAGCCAGACCUAAACACAGCUAUUUGCUACUCAGAGAAAUAAUGAACCGAGAGAUGGGGCUGACAUUUCCCUGCGGCAAGACCGCGCAAGACCACGCCGUGUUCGAGAGCAGGUUCUACGGAUCCCUACACGCGGUAUACAGACUGAAGAAGUUACACAACCUCAACAAACACAGGGGCUGUGUGAAUUGCAUUAAUUUUCAUCCUGAAGGUCAACUCCUAGCUUCAGGGUCAGAUGAUACGAACGUAGUGUUAUGGGAUUGGGCUCGUAACAAAGCCUUGUCUACAAUCAAAACAGGCCACAAAUCCAAUGUGUUUCAAAGCAAGUUCCUAUAUCUUAAUGGCAAGAGUCAAGUGAAUAUUGUCACAUGUGCUAGGGAUGGACAGGUUCGUCUCCUCCAAUCCCACCCGAGCGGCGGUGCCAACGCAGCUCGUCGCAAGUUGUGCUCGCACUCCCGCGCGGCUCAUAAAUUGCACGUGUCUGCGUACGAGCCGCAUAUUGUUUUAUCUGCGGGAGAGGACGGUCUUGUAAUGCAGAGCGAUGUCAGGGCUGAACAUCCUUCCAGACUAUUACAACUGAAGGAUCGUUCGGUGGUGAUCCCGCUGUACAGUGUAUGCGGGCACCCAAUAGAGACCCAGUACUUUAUAGUGGCCGGCAGGGACAAAUAUGUGAGACUCUACGACCGACGAAAGUGCACUAAACCAAUCGGCUACUUCUGCCCAGCCUCAUUCAGCGAGAACUCACGUACGCCGGAAAACCAGCAGACGGAUAACCUGGUGGGCACGGUGAGAAGAAAAGUUCGGUUGUCUAUGAUGCACCUCACCUGCGCAGUUUAUAACCACAACGGAACUGAAAUUGUCGGCUCCUAUAACGAUGAGGAUAUUUACCUGUUUGAUGUUAAAAAGGAUGUAAUGGUUGAUAAAACCAACACAAGUGAACGAGAGACUGUAGGCUACACACAUCGGUUCAGUGGACAUCGCAACAGUGCGACGUUCAAAGGCGUGGCGUUCUAUGGACCGAGGAGCGAAUACGUGGUCUCUGGGUCUGAUUGCUCCUAUAUUUAUAUCUGGGACAAGAAGACGGAGUCUAUUGUGCAGUGGUUAGUCGGAGAUCUGAACGGAGUCGUCAAUUGCAUAGAAUCCCACCCGAAAUGUCCAGUGCUGGCGACUAGCGGGCUCGACAAAGAUGUUAAGAUUUGGAUGCCUAAGAGUCAAUACGAUCCGACAUAUGAUGGCAUAGAAAAAGUGGUACGUGAUAACAGCACGACUCAGCAAAGAAGUCCGCUGUUCAGUGAUUUUUUACCUACACUAUAUAGUGCGUGGAGAGGAGAGAACAGACUGUUUUCUGACGACGACAGUCUACCGUCGGGGGGGAACAUCGAAUUCGAUGGCAACGUAUGCACCACCUUCUAAAGACUCAGCGACGACCGUUACGAAUAGAUUUAAACGCAGCGAAGUUAUCUGAUAUAUUGUUGUUAUUGUUUUGUUAAAUUUCAUUGGUUGGUUAGUAACGUAAGUUUACGAUAUCAAGGUGGAGGUAGCGAACUAAAUGUGUGUAUCAGAACAUGUUCUACUACUGAAUAGUACUUAGGAAGCCAAGUGUCUAGUUGAGAUAAGAUUGUGUUGUAAAUUAGAGCCAAUUUUUCAAUGCUCAGAUAAUUGUUAACUGUAGGAUUACUUUCAAGUUUUGAUAAUUCUUCCGUACUAAAAACUGUCAACUGUCAAUUUUAUUCUAUAGUUAAGAAUUAACUGAUGACUGAAAAAUUUGCCCUUAUUCAGUUUUGCAUUAUAUAAUUCAAAGUUUUAAAACUUAUUUGGUUUUUGUACUUUUAUUGUGGAGUUAGUCGUUCUUGCUGUAUGGACAAGUUGUAAUGCUGCUAUUUGGAUCGAAAUUCAUUAUUGAUUCGAUUCUCAGAUGUUCAUCGGCUGUCACGCUAAAUAAACCGGUACUAACCGUUUGCUAUGUCAAAAAUUUUUGUGAAUAAACUAUCCAACAUAAUAUCGAACUAAAGAAAUUCACUCGUUAAGUUAAGGGCCGAUGUUUUCAGUGCCAGAUAAAUUAUAUCGAACGAAUAACUUUGAAUAUUUGACAAUUCUAAAUACUGUCUAAUGUCAAUUUUAUUCUAAAGUUAAGAAUUAUAUGUUGAUUGAAAAAUCCAACAGUUGUCCAAGCAUUCAAGAAAUUAAUAUGUCAAUAAUUUCUUGAUAUUUAGAUGAUUUAAUAUGUAACGUUUGAUAGAUGGUCUCAGGUAGCAUUGUUUAUUUUGUAAAUAUUAACACGCUUUUAGGAAAUAGAACGCGUGACACCUGUUACUAUCACUUGCAGGUUAUAUUGCGCCAUCGAGUGUUAAUAUUAAUUGUAUACGAGUCUUAAACAACACGCGAUGGCACCGCGUGGAGUACGAAGUCUGUUUUUACCUUUAUUUUUUUACUUUUAAAAAUUAUACACGCUGCAUUUAAAUCUAGACUUAACAAAUUGAUAUAACUAGGAAUUAGUUUCUCAUCUAACAUUAUUCAUUCACUUUAAUUUGUAAUUGUAAUGCCAAACAUACACAUGUAAACAUUAGUUGUUUUAUAGUUACAAGACGCUUGUGGUUUUUGAAAUAUAAACGGUAAUGAUAAAGUGCUAUUUAUAAAUAUUAUCUGUAUUAUUUCAAAUAUCAUUGACCUAGUAACAGUUAGUAUACAAACAAAAUGGCUACCGGAUUAGCGGUAUCCGGAAUUCGUAUUUACGAUAUGACCUAACUAAACACGUGGUGAAUAACGUCUUAAUUAGAUUAUUAGACAAAUAUUAUUAUAAAUUUGUUUACAAACAUUAAACAUUGUUAUACAGCUGAUUUUAAAGCAUUAAAUUACGGAAUUUGUUUAAAUUUCGCUCUAAAAAAAGUUGCCAGUAGCAAUAAUGUUUGCGUACUGGCAAUGAUAUCCUCUAUGAAUGAUUGCAUAAAGGUCAUGUGUAAUCUCCGCACGUAUUACGGGACGCACCGCUGACGCAACUUUGACUGGCGUCUUAGUCAUGAUUUGUAUUUAUAAUAUCUAUUUACAAAUGACCUGUACUAUGUCUAGGUACUGGAUUUAGGCUAGCUUGUUUACCGUUAUGGAUUCAGACAUGCAUUUACAUUGGUAUAUUCAGUAUAUUCAAGCUAAGUGAUAAAUGGAAAAUAAAUAAAACCUCGUUCAUUUUGUAUCUAUCCUUAGUCUAUGUAAAAGCUUUGAAACAACAAUUUGGUUAAUGUAAUUAAAAAAUAAAUACCACGCAUUUUGCUUAGAUAAAAAUUAUGCAUAGAUUUUGUAUUAUUAUUUUAAGAAACUGAAAUUCUGAAUAGUAAACAAUAACACAUUUUCUACUUUUGUACUAAAAAUGUGUAGAACGACAGUACAGUGAUCUUAAUUUAAAUAAAAUAAAACUAUAACACAGCAAUACAAGGAAAAAUGUAAAGUGUCCUCAGCAUAGUACCUACUGAGCAAAAACUAAAGAGUUUCGAAAUACCUAAUAGCGAAUCAGCAAAAAUUUAUAAAAUUUUGAUGAUUAUAUUAUUACAUAGGUAAAAAAGCCUUUUAACUUUAAUUUUUUGAAUACAAUUUUUUCUACGAAUAAAAAAAACCACAAGUGUCGUAGUUUGAUAGCUUUGAAAUUUGUAAACGGUAAAAUAAUUUUUAUAUUAUAUUAUUAUGUAUAUGCCUGUGAUAUACUGAUUUGAUUUAUAAAUUAGAGGAUAUGUUGUUUGUAAUUAGUUUUGAAAGGAUGUGCUAGUUGACAUAAUGGAGAGUUCAUUGAAAUAUUCAAAAUAAGAAUGAUACAAAAAAUGUAACAAUCAAAACUAAUUUUGUAUUCCUUUAAAGUUUGAAGUAGAUAAUGAUAUGUCGUGGUAUUUUUUAACUGGAAAGGAAUAGUCUAGAUUGCUCAGUUUGUAAAUCCAGCAUGGCUAGAAGUAUCUAUGCUAGGAUAUCUGAUUUAAAUACCUAUAUUUUUUUCUUCGUAAUUUCUAGGAAUCUGUAGACAGUUGCACUUGCAACACAAAUCUCGCUUAUUUAACCGUGUACUCGAAUUAUUGUAUCUUUCAUCUUUUUAGAAUAAAAUAAAUACAUAGAAUUCAUAGUUUCUAGCAGUUUACUAUUUUGUCUUUAUACCUAAGUCUUACAAUAAUAAUAGCAUUUGCAAAAAGUUAAAUGAAUGGUAAAGAAAAUGAAUGGUAAACUUUAAAUACCAUGCGCUUAAGUUUAUCUUUUGUCGAAAUGUAUUGUUCAUUACGACAAUAGUUUUUAAAGUUUUGUUAUUUAUCUUUAUGUACACGUCUACCAUAUCAUAUACAAGUUUAUCAUGACUAUAAAAAUAAGAUGCUAAAAAAUUGUAUCGAAUCAAUUCGAAAGAGUAAAACUGAAACCUUUUUAAAGUUUAGUUUAUUAUAAAUACCUAAAACAUUCAAAACUACAUACUUGCGUAGUUUUGAAACAUUUUUUCCUGCUAAUCGGUUUUUUUAAAGUAAAAAUAACAAUGUUUUAAUAAACAUUAUAUUAGGUGUCAAUGUCAACUAUUAUUAUAUUGUAUUUUAGACGUGACCAGUUAAAUAAAGCGUUGAUUUUAACGAAAAUCAACUUACUUUUGUUAGCAGUAAGGUAUAAUUAUUGUUGCUUGUCUACGAAUUGCUGAAGAUAAAUAUUGUAAAUACCUACAAACAUGGAACCACUGUUGCGUCUAAAAUAUUAUACUUAUUAAACUUUUUCUUUACUUUGUUUGCCACCGCUCAUCUAGGUCAUAUGAUUCUAUUAUUUUAGUUGAGUGUAUUUUAUUUAUCGUUAGUGCUAUCGUCUCCCAAUGUGUGGAGUAAAAUGUAAGGUUUAGUCCCAAUGUGUAAAUAAAUGAUGAUUUUAAAUAAUGUUUUUGAUUAUUUUUCUUAUUAAUUGACAUGAGAUUAGUUCACAUCUAAAUUAAUUAACCGUACGAUGAUAACAUUUUAUUUUCGUUAAUGAAUGUCAAAAAAGCCUUAAUGUGUACCUAAUCAAUUUAAUCACUGUUCCAAUAUGGCGGCUAUUAUACAGUGUCUCUACGGC